UAAAUCAAAUAGUAAAAGCUCAAAUGGGGUUUGUAGCUAACCGGGGUUCUAUUUUAGGGCCCUAGUUAUGAUACAGCUGAGACGGUCCUUAUUUAUGUAUUUGGGUCACAACAUUCCCUUUCCCCACCCCUCCUGCACCCUGUCAUAUGACACCCCAACCCGUGAUCUACCAUUCCAGUGCUUUCCAGCACUGAACAGGGCGUCUGGCUGAAUUAGUUCAGCCUCUGAGGAAUGUGUUUGUGCAAGUCUGCUGUACUUUGCCCUGCCCCUUGUUUGGAAUCAUUAUGGGCUGACUCAGAGUGUUCCAGGAAAAAAUAAUCUUUCAAGCACGACGUACUGUGGAAGCUGACAUGAAGCUCACAUGAAACCAAAGUGUCCAUGACACAGGACAACUAACUUGACGUUGGCUUUAGGUAAAGGUACUUAGCUUUGAAUUUAAUUGACAUAAUCAAUGACCAUGUUGAUGGUUGUGAAUGGGUUACUUCCAUAACUAUGUGAGAAGAUUUUAAUGUAGAUGUGACUCUUAUCAGUGGUGGACUUUGAAUAGGGUCAUUGUGUUUUCCAUACAGCAGGGUGACUGGAAGUGUUUAAGGGUGGGUCAUUCAGUUCCACGUCAACAGUUUCACAACAAACAGGUCACACUAGUUUUACCAGAACAUCAUCUGGGUUAAUUCUUCCCUGUUCCAUUCCUGGUUGACAUCAAAGUGAGUGCAGUAAGGCUUUCACAUCGCAGAAUACUCAAAUAUCAACAUAUGUACUCAUUAUGAUGGUUUGUUAUUUGUUUUUUGCCUACAGUAUGGCUCUUGUGAAACACACAGGAGGCUGUCACUGUGGAGCUGUUAGAUUUGAAGUCUGGAGUUCUCCAGACCUCCACAUUUUCCAUUGCAACUGCAGCAUUUGCACAAAGAAACAAAACCAUCAUUUCAUUGUUCCAAAAAAUCUCUUCACACUCCUACAGGGGUCGGAUAAUCUGACCACGUACACGUUUAACACUCACGUUGCGAAACACACCUUCUGUAAAACCUGUGGAGUUCAGAGUUUCUACACUCCCCGCUCCAACCCAGAUGGAUAUGGUGUUGCUCCACAUUGUCUGGAUCCAGGUACUGUCCGCAGUGUCACAGUGGAGAAGUUUUGUGGGGAGAAGUGGGAAGAAAGCAUGCAAGCUCACAAAACCAUCAGAGACAUGUCUAAACCUGCAGAAGACACACAGCUGAGAGAAACUCAGUAACAACAACAAUGUGAUACAAGAAUCAAACCUUUUUUUAAUCAGCAGUAUACGCAAAAAACUGUACAGUAUUUUCAACAAUGUUUGAAAUUAUAAGAUGAAAACAAAAAGCUCAUCAACUUAGGUUGUUUUUUUUACAGUGUAUUGACUCAAAACAAUAAAGAUUCUGUCCAACAAAGA
Molecule: messenger RNA, 1405 nt
Organism: Scatophagus argus
Lineage: Eukaryota; Metazoa; Chordata; Actinopteri; Scatophagidae
Gene: cenpv
Product: centromere protein V
Exons: 4
Coding region: 764-1228 (154 amino acids)
Molecular function (GO): carbon-sulfur lyase activity
Source: RefSeq, a predicted model, not a curated record